GCCCCGCCCCGCCGACGGUCACGUGUGCGGAAGGCUCCCUCUCCACGCCCUACACCCCCCGCCGUGCUUGGCGCAUGCUCCAUGGGCGCCCCGCGAUGUGCAGCCGGGGGUCGCGGUGUGAGGUUAAAGGCAAUAGAAGUUGAAAACACCCUCCUGAGAACACCCUCCUCUCUCUGCUCCAAGCUUCCCCACUGCGGUCAGCAUGGCUGGCAGCAUCACGGAUACAGGAGAGCUUUACUCUCCCUAUGUUGGUCUUGUUUACAUGUUCAACCUAAUCGUUGGAACAGGAGCCCUGACCAUGCCGAAGGCCUUUGCGACAGCAGGGUGGCUCGUCAGCCUUGUCCUCCUCAUGUUCCUGGGAUUUAUGAGUUAUAUGACUACAACCUUUGUGGUGGAAGCCAUGGCUGCUGCAAAUGCCCAGCUGCGAUGGAAGAGAAUGGAGAAACGCAAGGAGGAUGAUGAGGAUGAGGAUUCUUCCUCUGGUGUAUCUGACACUGAUGUUCUCCUCCAAGACGGCUACGAGCGAGCAGAGACACGACCUAUCCUGUCAGUUCAGAGACGUGGCUCCCCCAAUAUCUUUGAAAUUACUGAGAGGGUGGAAAUGGGCCAGAUGGCUUCCAUGUUCUUCAACAAAGAGGAGGAGACUGGGAGAGGAAUGUCACUUGGACUUCCCACAGAGAAGCCUGCACUGGAACGGGGAUACAGUGUGUGCUGUGGGUGUCAACCUCUUCUAUUUCUGCAUAAUCAUCUACCUCUAUGGAGACCUGGCAAUCUACGCAGCAGCUGUACCAGUCUCUCUCAUGCAAGUGACCUGCAGUGCCACUGGCAACCAUUCUUGCAGUGUUGGAGAUGGCACAAAGUACAACGAUACAGACAAGUGCUGGGGGCCAAUUCGACGGAUCGAUGCUUACAGACUGUAUCUGGUUCCCCCAGCUUUGCAGUAAGGAUGCAGCAGGACUGGGGCACUAUUAGCAUGUCACCCUGCAUAUCCUGUAAGAAGUUAUUCCUGGUGGCAUUCACUCUCCUCCUGGGUCCUUUCACCUUCUUCAAUGUGCAGAAGACCAAGUACCUUCAAAUCAUGACAUCCCUCAUGAGAUGGAUAGCUUUCAUCCUCAUGAUUAUUCUGGCUCUCAUCCGCAUCAGCAGAGGCCAAGCUGAAGGUCACCCAUCCAUGGCCCAGCUCUCAGGCAUCCGCAAUCUCUUUGGGGUGUGCGUCUACUCCUUCAUGUGCCAGCACUCUCUGCCAUCCCUCAUCACCCCCAUCUCCAAGAAGAAGCAUGUCAACAAGCUCGUGCUGCUCGAUUACAUCCUGAUCCUGGCUUUCUACAGCCUCCUGUCGUUCACUGCCAUCUACUGCUUCCGCAACGACACCCUCAUGGACAUGUACACGCUCAACUUCACCAACUGUGAGAUCAUCAACGUUGCCUUCAUUCGCUACUUCCUGGGCCUCUUCCCAGUCUUCACCAUCAGCACCAACUUCCCCAUCAUCGCAGUGACCCUGCGCAACAACUGGAAGACUCUUUUCCACAGGGAAGGGGGGACCUACCCGUGGCUGGUGGAUAGGAUUGUCUUUCCUGCCAUCACGCUCAUUCCCCCAGUGCUGGUGGCUUUCUGCACCCACGAUCUGGAGUCCUUGGUGGGGAUCACAGGAGCGUAUGCUGGGAAUGGGAUCCAGUACCUCAUCCCGGCUUUCCUCGCGUACUGCAGUCGCAAGGACACGCAGCUGGUCUUUGGCAGUGGGACAGUGAACAAACACCUCUCCCCUUUCCGACACACCUUCUGGAUUGUGUUCGUGCUCAUAUGGGGCUUCUCUUGCUUUGUGUUUGUGACUGCAAACAUUGUCCUGAGCGAGUCCAAACUCUGAUGCGGGGAUAGCAGCACGCUCCCUCCCCAGCUUCAGAGACAUUUCAGCUCCCCCUCUGCAGCUGUGGAAUGGGGGAGAGGCAUCAUGAAGGGAAGUUUCCAGGCUCUGGGCUUGGUGACGAGGAUUAGCCCUGAGCACAGACUCUCUCCACUCCGUUUGGAGUGUGGAUGGAGUGGACUCAGCCUUGUUCUA
Neopsephotus bourkii (Bourke's parrot) is the source of this 2056-nucleotide messenger RNA. RefSeq names its product transmembrane protein 104 (gene SLC38A12). The record is from RefSeq and is a predicted model, not a curated record. The coding region runs from base 203 to 1864 and encodes 553 amino acids. NCBI's taxonomy places the organism in Eukaryota, Metazoa, Chordata, Aves, Psittaciformes, Psittacidae. The transcript has 12 exons.